AAGGAUACUGCCUGCGACGAGCGUUUUUGUUCAGUGAUUAUACACCAAAGUGGAUUAUUCGAUCGAUUGUGCGACAUCGAUUUACAUGCGCGGAAAAGCGGACGGUCGCAGAAUGAUCUGAAGGAUCUGAAAGGAGAGGCGGUGAUUAGUGUGAAGUUGCGGAGAAAUGGCAGGAAGAGGAAUGUCCUUUGCUCAAAAUCCUUCGGGGACUAUCGCUACGGCUCUUGUCCUUCUGGUUUUCCUCCAAGCAACAUUGGUCUGGAAAGAGGGAACAUCAGCUCCAGGUAAACGAGACGACGUUCUAGCAGGAACGGAGUUCCUGUCAGUCUUUAUAAACGGAGCGAUGGCGCAGCCGCCGAUAAGACGUCGAGGUUCGCGUCGAGGCGGUAUAAUAUCGACGGACAACGUGGCGGCGGAGUCUCAACGUCAGGAGGCGUCGAUCUACAGGAUAUCGCGAACAUCCCGAACAUCAAGUGCACCACCGCCGCGACAGGAUGAGGAAGACGAUUCCCGGGUUUCCCCGAUCAGCCAAAAGUCCGUCGAGAGUUCGGCGAGCUUCACGUCGCUGCUGGACAACCUCUCGACGGCGAGUGAGAUCGGCUCGAUGCUGACGCCCAGGUCGGAGCCGGUUAGCCAGAAGGUAAUCGGGGUCAGUGUGACCUCGACGGUCGAAGCGACCCCGUACAAGGUUAGAGUGGAGCACCACGUCGACGACGAAAUGACAACCCCGACGACGACCCCGAUCGCCUUCGUUACCCCCCUUCCCGCCCUGACGGCUGCCGACGAGCUGAGCAACAUCGUCUCCGAGUCAAACCGCAGCGAGUUCUCCGUCGACGAGGGCGCCCCCCGAAGUAGCUGGCGACUCCGGCCCAGAACCACUACCCCGAGGACUCGAGGCUUGCGGCCCUCCCACCGCCACCACCGCAAGGAGACGGGCGAGUCCGUCGAGGCGACGGGGCCCGACGGUAAGGCCCCCCAUCCCCAGGGCCGGAAGGCGGGCCGGCACUACCAGACGCUCCUCUUCACCCAGCACCCGUCGCGGCUUUACGGAGAGGCUGAGAAGUCCUACGGCGAGCCGGCGCGGGUCUACUCGGAGCCUGCGCGGGUCUAUUCGGAGCCGGCGAAGGUCUACAGCGAGCCAGCGAAGGUCUACGGAGAACCGGAGCGCGUUUACUCCGAGCCUUCGAAGGUCUAUUCCGAGCCCGCAAAGGUCUACUCCGAGCCUGCAAAGGUCUAUUCCGAGCCAGCGAGGGUCUAUUCGGAACCAGCGAAGAUCUACGGACCUGACGGACGCCCCGUUAAACCCUCUGACGAACCGGAGGAGCAGAAUUACGAGGUUGACGAGGCCGUCAGCGUCGGGAGCAACGGCAAUGUCCACGGACUACAGGCCGUCACCGAACCCUCGGGGCCCCAGGACCCCGACGAUGGGCAUAAGGUCGGCUACGUCGUCGAGGGGAGGAACUACCGCAGGUAUAGAGUCGAGGAACGCACACCCGACGGAUUCAUCGUCGGCGAAUACGGCGUCGUUAGUCACGACGACGGAUCGCUUAGAGGCGUUCGAUACACCGCCGAUAGCAGUAUCAAUCCUCAGCUCAUUCACGAAACUCUUAUGAAGUUUCUCGCUCUUUAGGUCAUACUUUGAGAUUGUCGAUUU
This is a messenger RNA of Diprion similis, 1654 nucleotides long. RefSeq lists its product as uncharacterized. NCBI's taxonomy places the organism in Eukaryota, Metazoa, Arthropoda, Insecta, Hymenoptera, Diprionidae. The transcript has 2 exons. Bases 167 to 1630 code for a protein of 487 amino acids. The record is from RefSeq and is a predicted model, not a curated record.